This is a messenger RNA of Iphiclides podalirius (scarce swallowtail), 1602 nucleotides long. The record is from the annotation of a GenBank genome assembly. Lineage: Eukaryota; Metazoa; Arthropoda; Insecta; Lepidoptera; Papilionidae.
AUGUCCGGGUUGCAGACAGAGACACUGGCGGAGUACAUCCUGGUAGAAUACCGUUGGAUUGUUGUGAUCACGGCGCUGCUGCCUAUGUCCUUGCUGUGGAAGAUCUGGUCCACUAUCAGGAAUUAUGUCGUGUUCAAAAUGAACAGUGCACCUAAAAUGCAUGACAAGAAAGUUAAAGAAGUACAGAGCCAGAUUAAGCGAUGGUUGGCGGGUGAUCGUAAGACCAAACUAUGCACCGCGCGCCCUGGAUGGCAGGCCAUGUCUUUUCGUCAGGCACUCUACAAGAAGACGUUCACCAAUAUCAAUGUGAACUUAGUGGACGUGCUUGAGGUGGACACAACCAAUCUGACCGUGCGCUGCGAGCCCCUGGUCACGAUGGGCCAGCUGUCGAGGACACUGGAGCCGUUGGGCCUGGCGCUUGCCGUGGUACCGGAGCUGGACCAGCUGACAGUCGGCGGCCUGGUAAUGGGCACGGGCGUCGAGACGUCCUCGCACAUCCACGGCUUGUUCCAGCACAUAUGUUUGCAGUACGAACUCGUUUUGGCCGACGGCUCGGUCGUUACCUGUAGCGAGAAAGAAAAUCCUGACCUUUUCUACGCUGUGCCAUGGUCUUACGGGACUCUUGGAUUUUUAACGUCAGUUGUUAUCCAGUUAGUGAAUGCCAAGAAAUUCGUCCGUCUGGAAUACCAUCCCUACACCAGCUUGUCGGAGCUGUCGACGCGUUUCCGACAGGAGGCCUUAAAAGGGCAACCGCACGACUUCAUCGAGGCUCUACUCUUCAGCAGAGAUAGCGGCGUCCUGAUGACUGGUGAUAUGGUGGACGAAGUCGGUGCUGAUGGGAAGAUGAACCCCAUCGGCAAUUGGCACUCGGAAUGGUUCUUCAAGCAGGUGAUGCGCCAUUUGAGGAAUUGGGAGCGAGGCACGAGGGGUGCCGCGGUGGAGUACAUACCACUGCGACACUACUACCACAGGCACACGCGCAGCUUGUUUUGGGAAUUGCAGGACAUCAUAUCGUUUGGCAAUAAUCCCAUGUUCCGUUAUCUCUUCGGCUGGCUGAUGCCACCAGAGGUUUCCCUUCUGAAGCUGACACAGCCGGAAGCUGUGGCCAAAUUGUAUGACCGCGCCCACGUCAUCCAAGAUAUGUUGGUGCCUAUAGAAACGUUGGAAAAGGCAAUAGACUGCUUUCACAAGGAGUUUGAGGUGUAUCCGAUAUGGCUCUGCCCCUUUAAAGUGUUCAACCGGCCCGGCCAGCUGCGCGUGAGCUCUGGCGAUUGGCAGAUGUUCGUCGACAUAGGAGUCUACGGCGUGCCGAAAGCCGAGGGAUUCGAGACCGUGCCAUCGACUAGACGCGUGGAGGAGUUUGUGAUUAAGAACAAAGGCUUCCAAAUGCUGUACGCCGAUACAUAUACGACUCUAGAAGAGUUCCGGCAAAUGUUCGACCACACGCUUUACGACAAGCUGAGGAACACGCUGCCCUACUGCAAGGAAGCUUUCCCGGAAAUAUACGGGAAAGUGAACAGGAAGAUGACGUCAGGAUACCACUAUACGGUAAAAACCGACUUCGGCGCGUGCGCCAAGAGAUCGCUUUGGAGAGGCGUGUUU